AAUUUUCGUCAACGUGAUUAGUCCAAUAGUUUUAUCGUCGAGUCGUUGCUUUUAACCAUAUUCGUUGACCAAACGGUGGGCUUUAAUGCGGACUAUAUCUGUAUGAGGCAACAUCUAAGCUAAAUCAGUAGCUUAUAUAAAGACCCUUACAUUUUGACACAAUGUAUCGAGCUCCAAAAUGCCCGAAUUGCCGUCGAAAUUAUGCCGGACCCCAUGUGCAAGGUGGGAGCUUUCAGCCCCUGAUUCUGAAGUGUGGACAUACGUUUUGUCAGGCUUGCCUUGCCAGGAUCUACAAAUACCUAAAGCAUGAACUGGUCUGUCCACAGUGUAAGGUAUCCACUCCUUUACCAGCGGGCGAGGUCAGCUUCAAGGAACUACCACCUGAUUUCUAUGCAUUGGGUCAAGCAGCUUGGACGUACAACAACAAAACACCAGAUUUCUUUGCACACAAGGUUGAGUUCCAGACCAGACAAGAGAAAAAGUUUCAGGGAAAGGCACUGAAAGGAGGCCGAGCCCUUUGUGAAGAAUGCAGCCAGGAAUCUGCUUCCUGUCAAUGUGAGCAGUGUGACGAGGAGCUCUGUGAUAAAUGCUGGAGCAAGCUACACAAGAACAACUCAAAGAGCAAGAACCCUCAUCACAGGAUCCAGAUACAGAUAGGAGUGUAUGGAUGUGAAGAGCAUGACAACAUGCCCAGAGAGUUCUACUGUAAAGAUGACGACAAGCCGAUCUGUGCGUACUGUGGCUUGACGGGAGAGCAUAAAGGACAUCAAAUCAUAUCAAUAGGAGACCAGAAUGCCAACGUACAAGACCUUUUGAAGCCGGCAUUUGAUAUAGCAAAGGAUGUCCUCAAGAAAUUGUAUUACUCUAAUGUGUCCAUUGACAAGGCAAUUACCAAAGUGAAGAGGGAAUCCAGUCCUGCAUCCGAGGAAAUAAGAUCAAGGUUCUUAAACCUCCACGCCCUGCUCCAAAGAAGAGAAACCAUGCUUCUUCAAGAACUGAGUGACAGCGAGGCUGAUAGACUUCACCAUCUUGGUCAGAUGGAACGAAGUCUGAAAAACAACAUCAGCAGACUGGAAACAGUCAUGUCAGAUGUAGCCAAUUCACUGCAAGAUUCAUCGGAUACAUCCCCAAACCUGACAGAGAUGAUCAGUAUCCUCAACUCGGCCUCGGAGCUGCCUUGUCAUGUGAUUCAAGAUGGCGGCCAGGACGAACCGAUCGGAUUCAAGUCCGGUAAUGAGAUUGUCCAGCACGUCAUGACACAUGGUUCAAUUGAUACUACAGGCAGAACAAGCUGGGAUCUGAAGACACAAGAUGAGCUACCUGCUGAUUACGUGCAACCAAAGAUUGCAGAUGCAAUCCUUAACAACUCAAAGCUUUUCUCCAUCUCCUCUGCUGGAAAAAGUGAAUUAAAAACUACCAGUGCCAAGGGUAAGGGAGAGCAGAAGAAAGCACCCAAAACCAAGAACCAUAUAGCAUCUCAGAAUGGGACCACAUCUCCAUCACAGCUUCAGACCAGUACAACAGCAACCAGGAGGACACCAUCACAGGCUGCAUCCAAGAUCAUGGCUUCUUGUUCAGCAGCUGCUCAAAACCUAGUUUAUGUGGUCCACAUCCGAUCACCGGCCCGCUUCUACAUCCAGCGGAAAUCAGACCGCCCUCGCUUGGCGAGGAUGAUGAAGACCUUGUACAAGGUGUGUGAGAGUGAGGACAAGAAGAAGAGGAUCCCAGACCCACUUGUAGUUGGUCUUCGUUGCUGCUGUAAGUUCUCCGUUGACAAGCAAUGGUACCGUGCAAUCAUCAAGACCCUCCCCGACCAUCUACAGUGUGGGGGACAGAGCACCCUUGACCCUGAUGAUAUGGGUGACGAGGAGAAAGAGCCCAAGGUCGAGGUCACCUACAUUGAUUAUGGCAAUACAGAAUGGGUGCCUGUUUCAAGCUUAUGUAAGAUCCGUGCCAAGUAUGAGCGGGAACCAGACAUGGCUUUAUGUUGUUCGUUAGUGGACAUUGUUUCAACACAGAAGGAUGGUAGAUGGCCAAGAGAAGCCUCUGAAGCUUUCCAAGCCAUGGUAGAGGGCCAAGAAGCCGUACUCAUGAGCGUAAGUUUUCAUUUUUAG
This is a messenger RNA of Lytechinus variegatus (green sea urchin), 2114 nucleotides long. Its product is annotated as RING finger protein 17-like. Gene Ontology annotation, molecular function: zinc ion binding. The record is from RefSeq and is a predicted model, not a curated record. The transcript has 16 exons. Bases 162 to 2114 code for a protein of 650 amino acids. Lineage: Eukaryota; Metazoa; Echinodermata; Echinoidea; Temnopleuroida; Toxopneustidae.